Molecule: messenger RNA, 1203 nt
Organism: Talaromyces amestolkiae
Lineage: Eukaryota; Fungi; Ascomycota; Eurotiomycetes; Eurotiales; Trichocomaceae
Exons: 1
Coding region: 1-1203 (400 amino acids)
Molecular function (GO): glutaminyl-peptide cyclotransferase activity; zinc ion binding
Source: RefSeq, a predicted model, not a curated record
AUGGCGAUCGCGGUCCACUCGAUGUGGCAUCGCCUUAUCUCGUUCCUAUUCUUGGUUCAAUUCGCCCUGGCAUAUCAACAACUAUCAGAGGACACCCUAAGAAAACUCCCUCGACCAGGAAACGACUUUGACAUCCACAAUGGCAAACUUCUAGCCCCGAUCCUUCGGACGCGCGUACCAGGAACCCCCGGCUCGACCGCCGUCUUGAACCAUUUCAACGAUUUCUUCAAGACAAGCCUCCCAGACUGGACAAUCGAGUUCCAAAACUCAACCUCCAAAACGCCCGUGAGCGGAGGAAAGGAAGUCCCCUUUGUGAAUCUUAUAGCCUCGCGAGAUCCACCGUGGGCAUCGAAGGGGGAUGUGGGGAGAUUGACCCUUGUCGCGCACUACGAUAGUAAAUACAGCCCAACGGGGUUUAUCGGUGCGAUUGAUAGUGCGGCGCCGUGCGCAAUGAUUAUGCAUGCUGUGCGAAGUAUAGAUGCGGCGCUGACGCGGAAAUGGGAGGAUAUGGAAGCACAAGGCGAUGCGCUGGACGCUGGGCUUGAUGCAUAUACCGGGAUCCAAGUACUCUUCCUCGACGGAGAGGAGGCUUUUCAGGAAUGGUCAAACUCAGACUCCUUGUAUGGGGCGCGAUCACUUGCAGAGACUUGGGGAGAAACAUCCUAUUCACCCAUGUCGAUAUACAGGACGCCAUUGUCUUCCAUAUCGUUGUUUAUGCUUCUGGAUUUGUUAGGGUCGAAAGACCCGCUGAUUCAUUCCUACUUUUCCACUACGCAUUGGGCAUACCAAAGCCUUGGGGAGUUGGAGGGCCGACUCCGGACCUUGAAGCAGUUCAAGUCAUCGCCCAACUACGAUGUCAAGCCUGAACAUGCAGUUGAUGAGCCGCAAUGGUUCAUCGACGCCGAUAAAGGUGAGCAUCUCAUCAGUGUUCCGACGACCAUUCAGGAUGAUCACAUCCCGUUCUUGCGCCGAGGAGUCGAUAUUCUUCACAUUAUUGCUACGUCGAAAAAAGAUGGGAGAGAACAUUUUCCGGAUGUCUGGCACUCUAUACAUGAUGACGGCGAACAUCUCGACCUCCCGACUGUCGAGGACUGGAGUAUGCUCGUCACAGCAUUUGCGGCAGAAUGGAUGGAGUUGGAGGGGUACUUCGAUGAUGCGCAGGAUAUCCCCGAGAGGAUGUAUACUCGGAAAACUGAAUUGUAA